AUGGCUAGCGCGGGCGCGCAGUACCGCGGCGGCGCGCAGCAGUGGGCCGCUGCAUACGCGCCGCAGCCGUGCCGCUACCCGCCGCCGCAGCAGCACUACGCAGCGGCACCCAGCCCUUUCACUCCCCAUCAGACUUUGAUUUUGCAGUACACGAGUGCAACGAUGGGGGGAGGUUGCGGCGCGACGGGUACGAGGGUACCGACGGCUGCGUCGCCGGCUAACACGGCGUCCAGCUCGUCCUCUAACUCAGCGGGGGGCACUCGAUCCACCAGCCUAAGUACGGCCCCCCCUCCGCCCGCCUCCUCAGCGUCGACCACAGGCGCGUCCGGCGAACAACUCAGCCGCACCAAUCUCUACAUACGCGGCCUGAGCCAGAACACAACCGAUAAAGACCUCGUCCAAAUGUGCCAGAUGUAUGGCAACAUAAUAUCAACAAAAGCAAUAUUGGAUAAAAAUACAAAUAAAUGUAAAGGUUACGGUUUUGUAGAUUUUGAAACAAUCGCGUCAGCUGAGGCCGCUGUAAAAGGAUUACAAGCCAAAGGUGUUCAGGCCCAAAUGGCUAAAGUGGGUAUCUGGUUCCUGCGUAGACUGAACCGUCAACAGGAACAGGAUCCAACCAACCUGUACAUGGCCAACUUGCCACCUCACUUUAAAGAGAACGAUGUUGACCAACUGUUGGCCAAGUUCGGUCAGGUUGUGUCCACGAGGAUCCUGCGUGAUACCCAUGGACACAGCAAAGGCGUAGGCUUCGCAAGAAUGGAGUCUAGAGAAAAAUGCGAGCAGAUUAUCCAAAUGUUCAAUGGAAAUCCGAUACCGGGAGCUAAGGAGCCUUUGCUUGUGAAGUUUGCCGAUGGGGGUAAUAAGAAAAAGGCUUUGUAUAAUAAGCAGAAUGACAACAACGGUAGAGUGUGGCGAGACAACAAUGAUUCAAUCACUCAGGCGAUGAGUGUGACGGGUGUAUACGCUAGCGGUGUGGGCGGCGCCGGCGGGGAAUGCGGUGUAUACCGCAGUAACGUAUACGGCGUGGCCUUCCAUCCUCAGCUGCAUGCUCCAGCCUGGCUGCCGUAUGCUGCUCUGCUACCGCCAGCCCACCACGCGCCCCACGCCCCGCAUCCCGCACACCCCGCACACCCGCAACAUCUGCCCAUCGAUACAGUGCCUAGUCAAUAUGUGAACUGGGACAGCUUAAGGCCGGAAAAUGAAUUAUACUACUUCGCGUCGCACCCUUACCAGUACUUCACUGGUCCAACACCGCCCAUCAUUCAGAUGCCUAUGGAGAGCGAGCACGCGUCAACGGCCGCGUCCCCGGACGAGGCCUACCAGCCUUACCCCCCCAAGUAG
Molecule: messenger RNA, 1341 nt
Organism: Danaus chrysippus (African queen)
Lineage: Eukaryota; Metazoa; Arthropoda; Insecta; Lepidoptera; Nymphalidae
Source: the annotation of a GenBank genome assembly